AUGGAGCUCUGGGUCUUUGACCGAUCUGGGGCGUACAGCUCGGGGCCCUUCAACAUCCACGAGAAGCCGGAUCAGUUUGCCGGCGCACUCGUCGGGUACGCGACAAUGGACGGCGACGAAAGGGGCCUAGAUACUUUUAUCGAGCGGACGGAUAGGAACCGCCAUUUUGUGUUGAACGACCCGAGCGGCAAUAUAUUGACGAUUAGGCUUAGCAGGCCAAUCGUACGGCAAAAGGCGAUUGUAUGCCGGGGGACUACAUGCUAUGCAACGCAAGACGGCCAGGUUGCGAAGUUCUCAUGGGUGUCGGACAAGCGGACGCCAGAGGCGGACCUUCUUAAGCUAGCACAAGAACGAGGAGUUGAGGGUGUCCCGAAGCUAGUGGCCUAUGACCGGAUCACCUCUGUUCGCGAGUUACGGGCGGGUCUAGCAUUCCCACAACGGCACCGGUUCCGGGAUGAAGAUAGCUCCUUCAAGGAUCUGCCGUCGACGACGGGUCAGAAGCGCAGGUGGCCUCCAGAAUCCGCGUCAGAUGGUGCGGCCGGAUCGAAGAGGUGUCGCUUGAGCAGCCAGGAUUCGGGGCGACUGCAGGAAAUCAACAGCGGGUUGUCGAUCAAGAAUACGCCUAGCCUUCAUACAACUGACUCGGAGCUAUGGGAGAACAGGGUAUAUUCCUGCCUAGUCGUAUCGCCUGCCGGUCGUGUCCUCAGCCAGUUCAAGACGGCAAGGGAGCUGCUUGAAGCCUUACGAGAUGCGAUCAAGGCCCAUCGGUCUCUCUAUAUAAAUGGUGACAUCCUCCACCGCGACGUCUCGCCAAACAAUAUCAUCAUCACAAGACCCGAAACCACUGGCUUUAAUGGCAUGCUCAUCGACCUUGACCAAGCCAAGGUUGGAGAUGGCAGGCCGAGCGGAGCGCAACGGCAGACAGGAACGGUGCAGUUCAUGGCGCUAGAGGUCCUACGUAGUGUCGACCACACCUAUCGCCACGACCUAGAGUCCUUCCUGUACGUUUUGAUCUGGAUGUGUGCGCGCCAAUCCUGGAAUAAUGCACUCAGUGGUGUUGGCGAGAUGAGGCCUAGGACGGAUCUACUUCGGAAUUGGGAGGUUGGAAGUUUUGAGGAGAUCGCCAGUACAAAGAUGGGUCAUGUGACCGUGGACGGCAUGGACAACAUUAUGGACGCCUUUCCAGAGGCACUUGAUAUCGUUAAACCUCUAUGUUUAAGGCUGAGAAGGAUUCUCUUCCCUCUAGGCGAGGAUGAGAGGAUGAACUUUGGAACCCCGUCGGGAGACCCUGACCAGCUCUACGGUCCUAUCAUGGAAGCCUACAACGAUACCAUCAGCAAGCUGUAG
Molecule: messenger RNA, 1347 nt
Organism: Geosmithia morbida
Lineage: Eukaryota; Fungi; Ascomycota; Sordariomycetes; Hypocreales; Bionectriaceae
Product: Protein kinase domain
Exons: 1
Coding region: 1-1347 (448 amino acids)
Biological process (GO): protein phosphorylation
Molecular function (GO): protein kinase activity; ATP binding
Source: RefSeq, a predicted model, not a curated record